UUGUCCGAAUGGUGAGCGUUGCAGUUCGGAGACAGGGACAGGGACCCCCACGUCGCGGGGCGGGGGCGAGCAUCCAGAAAAGAAUUAUCCUCGACUAUGGAUAUCCAGCUCGGCGGUAUUAUUUACCUGCUUUUUUAUUUCCAUGCUGGAGCCUUCCACCUGGAGGAUCGUGAAAAGCGGCGAGGAGGGCAGAGAGGCACGCAGAAGCAGAAAGGGAGGAUAUGCAUGCAGCUGCAAUCAUACCAACAGUCCAAGAGGGGUGCAAGGGUAUUUAUCAAUAGAGUAUUUUGUUGGAUUGGUUAUCAAGCGAGGGGCCAGGAGGGGAUGCCAGAUGCAGCGUGCAUAAAGGUAAACAGAUGUGGUUGCAUUAUUAUUCAAGAUGUGUUGUGCAUGUUGGGAUGAGAAGGUGGAUGAGAAGGUGGAGGAGGAGGGACUGGUGAGAGAGAUGGUGAGGGGCUAAAGUAGUGCGGUGCAAGCAAGAUAUUAACGGCC
Molecule: messenger RNA, 492 nt
Organism: Hyaloscypha bicolor E
Lineage: Eukaryota; Fungi; Ascomycota; Leotiomycetes; Helotiales; Hyaloscyphaceae
Exons: 1
Coding region: 97-402 (101 amino acids)
Source: RefSeq, a predicted model, not a curated record